Scaptodrosophila lebanonensis is the source of this 634-nucleotide messenger RNA. It is a transcript of the gene Mesh1, whose product is annotated as guanosine-3',5'-bis(diphosphate) 3'-pyrophosphohydrolase MESH1. The record is from RefSeq and is a predicted model, not a curated record. The coding region runs from base 66 to 602 and encodes 178 amino acids. The transcript has 2 exons. NCBI's taxonomy places the organism in Eukaryota, Metazoa, Arthropoda, Insecta, Diptera, Drosophilidae. Gene Ontology annotation, molecular function: guanosine-3',5'-bis(diphosphate) 3'-diphosphatase activity.
AUGCCGUUGCAUUGAAUCAAAACGUAGUUUUUGCAACGGUGGCGAAAGGAUCGUAUUAAUAAAACAUGACGCAUCCUUCGCGUAAAUUCAUGGAAUGUCUGCAAUAUGCAGCUCACCAGCAUAAAGAUCAACGGCGUAAAGAUACGGCAGGAACGCCCUAUAUAAAUCAUCCCAUAAACGUGGCUACCAUUUUGGCUCUGGAAGCAUGUAUUGAGGAUGAGAAUGUUUUAAUGGCUGCCUUGCUGCACGACGUCGUGGAGGACACCACAGCCACAUUUAAAGAUGUGGAGCAGCUGUUUGGCGCCGACGUAUGUGGUCUGGUGCGUGAGGUAACCGACGACAAAACGCUGGAGAAGCAGGAACGCAAGCGCUUGCAAAUUGUAAAUGCGCCAAAGAGUAGUCAACGAGCAAAGCUCAUUAAGCUGGCGGACAAAUUGGACAAUCUUAGGGACCUGCAGAAAAAUACGCCUCAAGGUUGGACGCAGGAACGUCGCGAGCAAUACUUUGUGUGGGCCAAGUGUGUUGUGGACAAUAUGCGAGGGAUCAAUGGCGUUCUGGAUGAAAAACUGGACGAAAUAUUUCGCGAGCGCGGACUGCUGUAAAAAUAAACCAAACCACUUAUAAUUUUAGCUGA